CAGAACAAAAUCCACACAAAUUAUGCCGACACGCUUGAUACCUUCCCUUGUCCAGCUACUCCACGUCAACCUCACCCCACCCCACUUCGUCACAUCGCAUAGCUAGCAUCCCGACCACUUCCGCGACUUCGCCGGCGCCGACCACCGUCCACGACCGUCCCCAGCCAGCCAUGUCCAAGUACGGAACCAUCCCGACCACCUCCUCCACUCCGCCACCGGGGGCCUCCUCCUCCUCCUCCUCCCCGCUCGACUUCAUCUCCCGCGCCAAGGCCCGCGGCGCGUCCGCGCUGGCCACGCGCCGCCCCUGGCGGGAGCUCGCGGACCCGCGCGCGCUCUCCGUCCCGCGCGGGUUCUCGGCCGCGUACCGCCGCGCGCGCGCCAACCUCGCGCACUUCGCCGCCAACUACGCGCUCGUCGUCCUGCUCGUCGUCUUCGUCUCCCUCCUCUGGCGGCCGGUCUCCAUGCUCGUCUUCCUCGCCUGCUUCGCCGCCUGGCUCGUCCUCUACUUCCUCCGCGACCGCGACGCGGACGGGGCGCUCGUGGUCUGCGGGCGCGGCGUCGGGGACGGCGUCGUCAUCGCGGUCCUCUCCGCGGUCACGCUUGUCCUGCUCCUGCUCACGGGCGCCACGGGCUUCAUCCUCACCUCGCUGCUCGUCGGCCUCCUGCUCGUCCUGCUCCACGCUCUGCUGCACCGCCCCGCCGACAGCAUCGACGACGAGGCCGGGAGAUGGUACACGCCAGUGCCGCCGUCCAGCUACUAGCUAGUGUCAGUGUGAGCUCCUCCUCCUCUUGCUUCUUUGGUUACUGGAUUGCAGAUCGAUGUUCUUCAGUUCUUGAUCCGUUCCUUGUCCAUAGAUAAAUAAGAUAAAAUGUGGUUAAAUUUGUGUUCUUUGUUCAUUUGAAUGCCUAUAAUUCAUUGUAUGCAAACAAUUAUUCUCUCUCGGAAGAUUUUGUUACUGAAAUUAUGCUUUUGGAGCGAUCAAAUCUCAA
Messenger RNA from Sorghum bicolor (sorghum), 990 nucleotides. RefSeq names its product PRA1 family protein F2. The record is from RefSeq and is a predicted model, not a curated record. Gene Ontology annotation, biological process: vesicle-mediated transport. Bases 171 to 761 code for a protein of 196 amino acids. Gene Ontology annotation, cellular component: Golgi apparatus; endoplasmic reticulum. NCBI's taxonomy places the organism in Eukaryota, Viridiplantae, Streptophyta, Magnoliopsida, Poales, Poaceae. The transcript has a single exon.